UUGUAUUCCAAUAUGCAUACUAUAAUAAGGUCAUAGCUAUUGCUUUUAAAUAGGUAGCGCCUCAAAAGGCUGAGCGGCGUCUCAACCCAGCACAAAUCGAAAGAUGUUUCUUUUGUGCUCUGAGCUGUGACUUUUAGUAUACCCGAACUAUCACCAUGAUUCAUACUUCUUUGAAGAAUAAGACCCCAUUUGUAAUGUCUGUCUAAUCGUUCUUUCACCACCACCAUGCAAUUAGCCUCUAUCGUCUGUCAUUUUGCCCUUUUGAUGCCAGUUUAUGGUGCAGCAAUUAAUAUCCCUGAUUUUACCAAUACAGUAGCCUGUCCCUCGCAGCACCCCGAGAAGCCUUUUAACAGCCCUGAUGACGCGAUUACGUACAUCCAAGACUCGUUUCUCGUAUUAACCCAGGACCUCAUCACUAGAGACUUCUUGAUCCAGCUAGGGCUCGGCUGGAUGGCAGCUCUGGGGGAAAAAGUGGAAAACAUGCAAAACCACUCAAUAGAGAACCUCCUAUUUCUACAAAACAGUUCUAGUAUGUUGGUUUUCAACACCAGUGAGUCUCGUCUCAUACCAACCAACAGUACCCGUGGAGAUAUUGCCCAGUUUAUAUACCACUCUAUUCCUUUCACUUUGCCCACAUUUCACUGCUUAGCUGAGUAUUAUAUGGUUAUUCCAAAUAGCUAUAUCAUGGCAAACAACCCCGAGUACUCGCGGAGUUCCCAUGAAGAUGCUAGAAGAGCCACAGAUGUCAAAGUGGCAAAGAAAUUCAAGGAUCAGGUCCCAUGGCGACACCUUGACACUAGCAGGCCCACCUUAAUUUUGAUAAUUAACGGCGGCAGUUCGAUCAGGGACACGGUCAAGACGCCGUUCAUGGGUACCAAGGACUGCUUGCCAGUAAACGGUGACGGGAGCUCCAUCGACGCCUUUUUCGAUACCUUAGCAGAUAGCUGGGCGGGGAAAUUAGGGAUUACACCGUUGUUACAUUCAGUUUUUUGCACGAUCCAGAUGGGACACACAGACCAUAGUUUCUGUGUACAGCUUAGUAAGGACAACACCGAGAUAUCUCUUACUCACGCAUUUGCCCAAGCGCCGACGGAUGAGUUUGCUAAGCAGACCGUAGAGCUUUACAGGCCCAAGCUCAACCCAAAAUUGAUCGCAGGAAAGUUUUUGGGGAGAAUUAACGGCGCGAGAACGGCAUUAGUUCCGGAAGUGAACGAACUUGAGACAUCUUUUGGAGCGAUGGCUCGGAAUUCAGAAGUAAACGUAUUCAAACGGCAGCAUCGCGAAUAUCCGUUCUGGGAGGACGCAACCAUUCCACUAGCGAUGGUACAGGCGGUAGAAACGAAGGUAUCCAGUCCGCGAAAUAAGAGCUACUCGCAGGUGUUGAUCGAUCCCGAUACGGAAAUAUCACUCAUACGGCGAAAUGGCAAGAGUCCGAAAACGGUGCAGAAACGGGAGCAGGCAAAGGCCAGAACAGAUGCCUCUACGGAAUGUGCCAAAGUGACUUGGUACAAUUUAUUCCAUCAUAGCGUGUUUGGUAAGCCUACAAAUUUCUGCGUGUAGAGUUUAUGGAACCACCUGUCAGAAUGCUUGUCUGAGCGGUUUGCUGUAUUUUGUAACCCUCUCUUUAUCCGACGGCUCUCCUGAGAACUCUGCCGAUUUGGUUCUGCAUC
Babjeviella inositovora NRRL Y-12698 is the source of this 1670-nucleotide messenger RNA. RefSeq lists its product as uncharacterized. NCBI's taxonomy places the organism in Eukaryota, Fungi, Ascomycota, Pichiomycetes, Serinales. The transcript has a single exon. The record is from RefSeq and is a predicted model, not a curated record. Bases 226 to 1560 code for a protein of 444 amino acids.